Charadrius vociferus (killdeer) is the source of this 816-nucleotide messenger RNA. RefSeq names its product APAF1 interacting protein (gene APIP). The record is from RefSeq and is a predicted model, not a curated record. The transcript has 7 exons. Gene Ontology annotation, molecular function: metal ion binding; methylthioribulose 1-phosphate dehydratase activity. Lineage: Eukaryota; Metazoa; Chordata; Aves; Charadriiformes; Charadriidae. Bases 98 to 646 code for a protein of 182 amino acids. Gene Ontology annotation, cellular component: cytoplasm.
GAGAAGUUACAUCCAAGAAAUCUUAUCCCAGAGCUUUGUCGACUGUUUUAUGGUUUAGGCUGGGUGACAGGAAGUGGUGGAGGAAUCAGCGUGAAACAUGGGAGUCCAAAAGGAAAGAAUACAGCCAGAAGAUCUGUUUGUUUGUGACAUGAAAGAACAGGACAUCAGUAGUCCACCACCGCACAAGAAACUAAAGAAAAGCCAGUGCUCACCUCUUUUUAUGAAUGCCUACAUUAUGAGAGGGGCAGGCGCAGUUAUCCAUACUCAUUCCAAGGCUGCUGUUAUGGCUACCCUUCUUUACCCAGGGAGUGAGUUCACUAUUACCCAUCAGGAGAUGAUAAAAGGAAUCCAGAAGUGUACUUCAGGAGGAUAUUAUCGAUACGAUGAUACACUGGUGGUUCCCAUUAUUGAGAAUACACCAGAAGAGAAGGAUCUCAAGGAGAGAAUGGCACAUGCGAUGGAAAAAUACCCAGAUUCUUGUGCUGUAUUGGUCAGACGUCAUGGAAUUUAUGUAUGGGGAGAAACAUGGGAAAAAGCCAAAACAAUGUGUGAGUGUUAUGAUUACUUGUUUGAUAUUGCAGUGCAGAUGAAGCAGCAUGGGCUAGAUCCUUCAAAACAUCCAGCAGGAGAAAACGGGAUCUUGUAAAUGACAACAUUUAUAUUCAGAUUUCUUACGUGAUGAUGGGAAUUCCAGAUUCCACCUCAGUCUGUUAAAACCACAAGGGGGUGCUGUUAUGCUCUGCUGAUUGACAGAUGUUAGCAGUCAGUUUUGACUGUUGAACACAUACAAGAAGAAAAGAAGAGUUAAAAAAAAAA